Lampris incognitus (smalleye Pacific opah) is the source of this 543-nucleotide messenger RNA. RefSeq names its product ribosomal protein S19 (gene rps19). Gene Ontology annotation, cellular component: ribosome; cytosolic small ribosomal subunit. Gene Ontology annotation, molecular function: structural constituent of ribosome; RNA binding. The transcript has 5 exons. Gene Ontology annotation, biological process: translation; ribosomal small subunit assembly. Bases 76 to 516 code for a protein of 146 amino acids. The record is from RefSeq and is a predicted model, not a curated record. NCBI's taxonomy places the organism in Eukaryota, Metazoa, Chordata, Actinopteri, Lampriformes, Lampridae.
GGGUUUGAUUUAAAGUCAUUCAUUCCUUCUCUUAGAUUAAACUGACAUUAACUCUCGUUCACAAUUUCCUCACAGAUGCCAGGUGUCACAGUGAAAGACGUCAACCAGCAGGAGUUUGUCCGUGCCUUGGCGGCUUUCCUGAAGAAGUCAGGAAAGCUGAAGGUGCCUGACUGGGUGGACCUUGUAAAGCUGGCUAAGCACAAGGAGCUGUCUCCCAGUGAUGAAAACUGGUUCUACAUCAGAGCUGCAUCCACUGUUCGCCACCUGUACCUCCGUGGGGGUGCUGGUGUAGGCUCCAUGACCAAGAUUUACGGUGGUCGCAAGAGGAACGGUGUGUGCCCUGCCCACUUCAGCGUAGGAUCCAAGAAUGUGGCCCGCAAGGUUCUGCAGGCCCUUGAGCUGCUCAAGAUGGUGGAGAAGGACCCCAACGGUGGUCGCAGGCUAACCUCCCAGGGAACCAGAGACCUGGACAGAAUUGCUGGCCAGGUCGCAGCUGCAAACAAGAAAUCUGUUUAAUAAAUCUGUUUUUUGGAGAAAGUCAAA